This is a messenger RNA of Xenopus laevis (African clawed frog), 2960 nucleotides long. It is a transcript of the gene hgfac.S, whose product is annotated as HGF activator S homeolog. Gene Ontology annotation, molecular function: calcium ion binding; serine-type endopeptidase activity. Lineage: Eukaryota; Metazoa; Chordata; Amphibia; Anura; Pipidae. The record is from RefSeq and is a predicted model, not a curated record. The transcript has 15 exons. Gene Ontology annotation, cellular component: rough endoplasmic reticulum; extracellular region. Gene Ontology annotation, biological process: blood coagulation; zymogen activation; proteolysis.
GACACUUUGGGAUGGUCGAGUUUUCCCAAAUGAGCCGUGGGGGAGGGCGGCCUGGGAUGUGCACACUCAGGAAGUCACAGAUUUGUGCAAAAAAUAAAGCUGCCCCCCAGGCCAGGACUUGUUUGCUUGGCUCAGUGCUCUUCAGCUCCAUAAAGUCUCAAGCAUGGACAAUGUCACUCGCCUCUCCUCUCUGCUGGCCUUCCUCUAUUAUAUUACCAUCAUCGCUGGAGCGCUGAACAAACCAAGACCUUUUAGUCUCAGGCCUCAUGGGACUCACCGUUUCAGCCACCGAGCGUUGAAUUUAGGGCAAAGGAUGACAGAAGAUGGUAAGAAGUGCAAAUUCCCGUUUCGUUUUGGUGGCCGAGUGUAUUUCACAUGUAUAACCAGAGCUCCCUUCUACAGAAAAUGGUGUGCAACAACACAUAGCUAUGACCGAGACAGAGAAUGGGGUUACUGCACUGAUACCGACAGGGGUGUAGCCAUACAAAAUUACUGUGCAGAGAACCCAUGUGAACACGGAGGCACCUGUUACAAUGUAGCCGAUAGGGGCACCUAUCACUGUAUAUGCCCGGAGGGUUACACUGGGAAGGACUGUGAAAAAGAGAAAUGUUUCGAUAAGACCCAUUAUGAAUUCUAUGAUAUUGGAGCAAGCUGGCCAAGAAUUCACAUUGGAAGAGUGGAGUCAUGCACGUGCUUCGAAGGCAACAAUAUAAUGUGUCUGGCUGGAGAGCGAUAUAAAGCCUGCAUAGAAAAUCCUUGCCUCAAUGGUGGAGCCUGUCGUCUAAUGUCGUCAUCUGGGAAAACAGUAUGUGGAUGCAGAGGAGAACAUGUUGGAAAAUACUGUAAUAUUGACAUCAAACAGAGCUGUUACGAUUCUGACAAUGCAACGGAGUACCAGGGGAUCGAGAAGAGAACCCAGUCUGGGCACAGUUGCCUCCCGUGGAACUCAGACAUGCUUUAUGAAGAGAUUCACACUGGCCAGGGGAUUAAUUUUAUAGCUAAGGGUUUGGGAUCCCAUCCAUACUGCAGAAGUCCAGACAACGAUGAGAUCCCAUGGUGCUACUUAAUGAAGGAUCGUUUAGUAUCCUGGGAACACUGCCGGAUACCAAAAUGUGACAAGGGAAGGAGGGUGGUUGUACAAGAAGAUGCUGCUGUAUCCAGUACACAGCCAAAAUGUGGAAAAAAACAUGAAAAGCGCGUUGUUGCAAGAGGCCGGAUCCUGGGUUGAAAUUCAGUCUUACCUGGGGCCCACCCUUGGAUUGCUGGGAUAUAUAUUGGCAACUAUUUCUGUGCUGGAAGCCUUAUUCAGCCAUGUUGGGUGGUCUCUGCCGCUCAAUGCUUUGCAGACAGCCCUCCAAAGUCAAAAAUCCGUGUGGUCCUUGGACAGCAGUCCUUCAACCAAACCACUGAUGUGACACAAACUUUUGAGGUCGAGAGAUACAUUUUUUAUGACAAAUAUUCUGUCUUUAAAGGACCACGCACUGAACAUGAUAUUGUUCUAAUAAAACUAAAGAGAGUUAACAAUGCGUGUGCAAAGAAGAACCAGUUCGUCCAGACCAUCUGUCUACCCGAUGAAAGCAUACCUUUUACUGAUGACCACCACUGCCAGAUUGCCGGAUGGGGUCGCAUGCAUGAAGAUUCAACAGAGUAUGCACAAAAUCUGCAAGAAGCUAUCGUGCCACUUGUGCCUGAUAACAAAUGCAGCAGCCCAGAAAUCUAUGGAGCAGAGAUCAGUGAAAAUAUGUUCUGCGCGGGAUAUUUUGACUGCACUAUAGAUGCCUGUCAGGGGGACUCUGGAGGACCUCUGGCUUGUGAAAAGGACAAGAUAUCUUAUCUGUGGGGAAUUGUCAGCUGGGGAGAUGGAUGCGGCAGCCUCAACAAGCCUGGAGUCUACACUAAAGUCUCCAACUACGUGGACUGGAUCAAUCGUAAAAUCAUGCCAAAGAAAACUGACUAGAACUCGGAAUCCAUGAAAGCCCCCUAGAUAUUUGAACUGGUGGCAGUUUUCAUCUUAUCGUUUAUUCUUACUCCAAUGAGUUGAGUAAGAACAACUUUCAUGCAGAAAGAUUAACAAUUAAAACACCAUCAUUGUAGUAUUUCAAAUAUAAUUGUAUAUAGAAUGUAAAUGGAGGCUUCAAUAAGUUGAAUAAUGAUUUUCAUAAUAUUAUAUUUUCUUGCUUGUUCUUUAUUCUUCUAAAUUGUUGCCCCUCCAUCGACUACAAUGGGAAUUGUGUUAAAAAAGGUGGUAUGGGUGAAUUUUCAGUUGAAUCUGGAAAUAUGCCUGCACCCCAUUUUAAGCAUGACAUGGUCGAAAUUCUUAUUAGCCAUACGGCUAAUAGGGUUAUACUAGCAACGCAGGAUACUUAUGUAGAGGCUGACUCAUUCAGCAUAGCAAAUUCAUAGCAAAAAAUGCUGAAAAUAACCCAGAAACAUAAUGUAUUCUCAAAGAGAUGCGCCUCCAGGAUUAGAAUAUAACAAACAACACACCACUCAACUAUUGCACCUACACUUUCAUUUCAAAUUCUUCAUUUGUCAAAGCGAAAUUCAAGGUCAGAAACAAUUUGUACAGAUGCACAGAUAUUUCUAUGAGUUUAACACUCUGUAUUUCAUUAUUUUCUACAGUGUUCAGAUCAUAUAAUGCAGCAGCUAAAGGCACGCAGUGGAUAUAUCUAUAUUUAUAGACACAUUCUGAUUACAUUAUUAAUCAUUAGUAGAAAGUUUUCGAACCCUUUCACUGCAGUGGCAAACUGAUGAUAUUAAUAUAGGUAAGGGAUCUAUUAUCCGGAAAACCAAUAUCAAGAAAGCUCAGAAUUACGGAAAGGCAUCUUCCAAAGAUUCCACUUUAUCUAAAUUAUCCGAAUUUUUAAAAAUAGUUUAUUUUUUCUCUGUAAUAAUAAAACAGUAGCUUGUACUUGAUCCCAACUAAGAUAUAAUUAAUCCUUAUUGGAAGCAAAACCAGC